Molecule: messenger RNA, 795 nt
Organism: Morchella importuna
Lineage: Eukaryota; Fungi; Ascomycota; Pezizomycetes; Pezizales; Morchellaceae
Exons: 4
Coding region: 1-795 (264 amino acids)
Biological process (GO): proteolysis
Molecular function (GO): serine-type peptidase activity
Source: RefSeq, a predicted model, not a curated record
AUGUCAAGAGUCAGGAAUGGAGAGAUUACUCAAGAAGUCAAGGUUUUAUCCAGGGAUGGGAAAUCAUCAUUAGGUAUCGAAUAUGUCGAGAUCAAUAUCGAAGGGAGCAAGACCAUGAUUCUUGUUAGCCAUGGACAACAAAGAACACUAGAUCAGAAAUCAGUAGAUCAGUGGAGAACAUGGGGUACCGAAUGGGGGCUCUCGAUUCUUCUCCAUAACUACCCUGGAUACGGAAAUACACCCGGCCCUGUUACCGAGGACAGGAUCAUGGCAGAUCUUGAGAAGCUCGUAGAGAUGCUAAAGGCAAAGUCCUGGGAGGAGGAGCAAAUAUGUUUGCUUGGAAAUUCCGCUGGCUGUGGACCAACAAUAGCGCUUGCGGCCAGGGAGAAGUAUCGCUUCAAGAAGGUCGUUCUCAUAUCUGCCUACACCAGCUGUGUUGCGUGGGGACCCAAUUGGACAUCAUUCAUGAGGGGUUCCCGGUUUGACGUUUUUGUAUCGACCAAGGCUAUGGACAAGUUGCGGGAUCGGCAAGUUCUCAUGGUCUGUGGAAAGGCCGAUACAGUCAUACCUUAUUCUAAUUCAGAGGAAUUGUUUAGAUUACUCGGAAAGUACAGUAAAAACCACGAAAAGAAUCGUCUUUGCACCUUACCGAAAGGAAACCACGUAUACACUCGGCUCAAAGCUAUGAAAGCUAUUGCUUACUUUGUGAACGAUGAGACUCAUCUUCUGGAUCAAGAAUUACAAGCGUUGGAAGAAGGGGUGUCUUUAGAAACACGGAAUUCUUACUUGGACUAG